Plodia interpunctella (Indianmeal moth) is the source of this 5139-nucleotide messenger RNA. RefSeq lists its product as uncharacterized. The record is from RefSeq and is a predicted model, not a curated record. The transcript has a single exon. The coding region runs from base 1 to 5139 and encodes 1712 amino acids. Gene Ontology annotation, molecular function: nucleic acid binding. NCBI's taxonomy places the organism in Eukaryota, Metazoa, Arthropoda, Insecta, Lepidoptera, Pyralidae. Gene Ontology annotation, biological process: DNA integration.
AUGAGUCUUUCAAGUGAAGAAUUGUUAAGUUUAUUAGAAGAAAAGGCUAAUGUGAUAAAGAAAGCACAGAUAAAUAUGAAGAAAUGCCCCCAACAGCGUCGGACUAAGGGAUACAUUGAAGCGCGACUAAAAUCCAUUGAAGAAGACUGGCAAUCGUUCAAAUCAUAUCAUCAAGCACUAAUUAAAGCUGUACCGAAGGAAAAUCGUGAAAGUAUUCCAUAUUUUUCCAAAGAACAAUAUUACUUAAUGGAAGAAUUAUACCUAUGUACUAUUGGUGACUUGAAAGAUACAAUGAUGACGUUUAUACAAUCGAAGGAAACCCACUUAUCUGAUCAAGCUACAGUCCCACAAGUAAAGCUUCCCUGGAUUAAACUUCCGACUUUUGCUGGUCAAUAUGAAGAAUGGCCAACCUUCAAUGAUUUGUUCACAUCGCUGAUACAUCAAAACACCGCUUUAACAAAAGUUCAAAAGCUGCACUAUUUAAAGACGAGCAUAGCUGGAGAAGCCGAAGCACUGCUGAAACACAUAACCGUUACCGAAAACAACUAUGAACAGGCAUGGGAAAUUCUGAAACAACGGUAUGGAAACAAACGCCUUAUUAUCAACUCUCUUUUGAAAAGAUUAUUUAAUUUAAAGAAACUUACCACUCCGAUGGCAGCCCAGAUUAAAAACUUGGUAGACACAACUGCUGAAUGUCUCAAUAGUCUUGGCAACCUGCAAGUAUCUACAGAAUCGUGGGAUCCGAUUAUCAUCUACAUGGUUACACAGAAACUAGAUCUAGAAACACGUAAACUUUGGGAAGAUCAUAUCUACAAACCAGAUUCUGAAAGGCUACCUACCUGGCAAGAGUUAAAGAACUUCUUAGAAGCUAAAUUUCGUACCUUGGAGUUGAUUACAUCAUCAUUAGCGCCUGCAAUAAAAGAGAGUAAACCUGUAAAAGAAAAAGCAUUCCAUGUAUCCGCACCUGCACCAGCUAAAACCUGUGUAGUAUGUAACGAAGACCAUAAGCUUUGCCAUUGCAAAGAAUUUACUUCACUCAGCACUGAAGAUAGAAGCAAGAUAGCAAAAGAAAAGAACUUAUGUUUCAACUGUUUGGUUCCGGGCCAUUCUGCUAGGAGAUGUCGAUUAAGGGUGUUAUGUAAAGAAUGUAGAAGACGCCACCACACGCUACUCCAUCAAGUUCCUCAGCAGAAUCCUGUAAUAGAAGAAAGCGAACCCAUUGAAGUGAAAACUAUAAUAUCUUCACAUAUGACAAAGAUAAAGUCCACAACAUUACUAGCGACAGCAUUGAUACCUGUAAGAGAUGGUGGAAGCCGAACGAUCACGUUGCGCGCCUUAAUAGAUCAAGGAUCCCAAGCAAGUUUUAUUUCGGAAAGGGCGACACAACUACUUAGAUUAAAGAAGACAACAGCGCGAGGAACUAUAACUGGGGUAGGAACCACCCAAGCAGAAGUUCAACAUGAGGUACAAUUUCAACUUCUGUCAAGAUACGAUGACAAAUUCCUACUUCCCGUGAAGGCAUAUGUCUUGCCUACACGCUUGACUUCGAAGCUACCAAACAAAUCGUUCGGAUACCAAUCACACGCCUGGCCUCAUUUAGCUAACCUCACUCUGGCAGAUCCAAGUUUCAACCAACCAGGGAGGAUAGAUUUACUGUUAGGCGUAGGAGUGUAUGCUCAAAUCUUAAGAAACAAUUUUAUCAAGGGACCUCCAGGCACCCCCUGUGCUCAAGAAACAAGUCUCGGGUGGAUUCUCUUCGGACAAAUUCGCAGCUACACUUCAGAAGAAGCAAUGACAGUUAUGCACCAUCAAAUAGACGAAGACGAGAUAUUAUAUAAGUUGUGGGAAAUAGAUAGCAAUGAUAGUAAGAAACUAACUAAAGAAGAAGCAUUAUGUGAGAAAAUAUAUGAAGAGACUUAUCAAAGAAACAACGAUGGAAGAUAUGUAGUAAAGUUACCCUUGAAGACAGAACCUCCAAGAACAAUAAAUGGAAAUACAAAAGAAAUAGCAAGAAAGAGACUACAGCAAAUGGAAAGGCGCUUAGAGAAGAAUGGUGAACAAAGAAAGGCAUACAACGAAGUUAUCGAAGAAUAUAUCACGUUAAAGCAUAUGGAAGAAGUACCUGAGGAUGAAAUAGAGAAGCCUUCAGUUUACCUGCCUCAUCACGCUGUAAUUAAAGACUCCAGUGAGACAACAAAAGUAAGAAUUGUUUUCAAUGCGUCAUCGCAAGACUCCAACGCAGUCACUUUAAAUGAUGAUUUGAUGGUUGGACCUCAACUUCAAGAAGACAUGAGAUCGUUAGUUAUGAGAUUUCGAAUGAAAAAGGUUGCAUACAUUGCAGAUGUACAGAAGAUGUAUCGCCAAGUGCUUGUUACGCCAGAAGAUGCUGAAUACCAAAGAAUAUUAUGGCGAAGCGAUGUAAAAUCUCCAGUUAAAGCCUAUCGACUACUUACGGUAACCUUUGGAACUGCAUCUGCCCCUUACCUAGCAGUUAGAACGCUUCAGCAAAUAGCCAAAGAUGAAGGCGACGCAUACCCAGAAGCAGCUAAAGCUAUCAAGUCGGAUUUUUGGAUGGACGACUUGAUGUCCGGACAAGAUUCUGUCGAAAAGGCAAUAGAAGUGGCCCGUGAUAUUUCAAAUAUACUUAGAAAGGGAGGCUUUAUACUGCAAAAGUGGUCGUCCAACAGCAUGGAUGUGUUGAAAGAGUUCAAUCCUAAAGAUAUAAGUACAAAGGUGACAGUUGAUUUACAUGGCGGGAUCGUCCGUGCUCUAGGUCUGUCCUGGAAUCUCCAUGAGGACAAGCUGAAAUAUAAUAGCAACUUACCUCCACAAUCUGAAAGAACCACUAAACGGAGCAUACUCGCCGAAAUACAUUACAUCUUCGAUCCUCUUGGCUGGUUGGCACCUGCGUUGCUUCCUGCAAAAUUACUGCUGCAAAGAUUAUGGUUGGAACGUGUUACCUGGGAUGAAGCUUUGUCACCUGAAAUACAAGGAAAAUGGUUAGAAAUUAGACACAGCUUAGAAAAUUUACAAAGAAUUGAGAUAAAAAGAUGGAUACACACAACAAAUGAAAACUUACCUGACGUAUCGGUACAUGGCUUCUGCGAUGCCUCCAUGAAAGCUUAUGGGGCCGUGGCAUAUCUUAGAGUAAAGACUGAAGAAGGGCAAAUCCAAACAGAAUUAAUAGCCGCAAGAACUCGUGUUGCUCCUCUCAAACCGCUCUCACUCCCCAGGUUGGAAUUGUGCGGAGCUGUCUUGCUAUCCAAGCUUCUAAAACAUAUUAGUGAAGCCAUGCGCAUACCUAUCGGACGUAUCUACGCUUGGACAGACUCCACGAUUGUCUUGUCCUGGCUGCGCGGAGAUCCCGGAAGAUGGCAAACUUUUGUAAGAAAUCGAGUGGUGACUAUUUUGGAUAAUAUUGGAACUAAAUGGUUUCACGUCCAAUCCCAAGAUAACCCUGCAGACCUAGCCUCAAGAGGAAUGGUUUUGACAGAAUUAGAGGAGAAUGAGCUUUGGUGGGAAGGACCAGUGUGGUUAAAGAAAGAAGAAAUAGAUAUGCGUCAAGUUGAAGAUGGAGAUGUAGACCUGGAAAAGAAAAAACAGAUUAAUGUAAACACGAAAAUUAUUGAACAAGAAAAUGAAGAAAAGACAAUACUUACCCAAUUCGAAGAGUUUGAAGAUUUGACGGAACUGAUCAAGUCCAUUAACUAUUGCAAAAGAUUUCUGAGAUUUAAAAAAUAUGAAAAUGAGUCACAAAGCAAUAUUAUUACACCGGAAGAAUUAAGCACAAGUUUAGAAGAUUGUGUUAGAAUAGUACAAGAUAAAGAGUUCAGAAACGAGAUUAAUUAUUUGAAGCAAGGGAAAGCUAUAGAAAGAAGAAGUAAGAUUAAAAAUUUAAACCCUUUCCUUGAUGACAGGAAUAUCCUAAGAGUAGGAGGUAGAUUACGACAUGCUGAUAUACCUGAAAACAGAAAACAUCCGAUGAUAAUGAGUAGAGCGAACCCUUUAGCUAAACUAAUAGUGUUAGAUGCUCAUAAAAGAACAUUACACGGAGGAAUACAACUUACCAUGAAUUACAUAAGAUCGCGUUUCUGGAUCACCCGACUUAAGACUUUGGUAUCAACGACUAUCCAGAAGUGUUUUAUAUGUGCAAAACAAAGAGCCACAAUUCGUGGCCAAAUGAUGGGAGAUUUACCUAAACAAAGAGUGUCGCCUGCACGUCCUUUUUAUAACUCCGGUGUAGAUUUCGCUGGACCUCUUCAAAUAUUACGUUCCAAAGGCAGAGGCAGUAGAUGUGAAAAAGGCUACAUCUGCAUUUUCAUAUGUAUGUCAACGAAGGCAGUUCAUCUCGAACUGGUCGGAGAUUUAACUACAGACUCCUUUUUAGGGGCCUUUAAACGUUUUGUGGCGAGAAGAGGUAGAUGUGGACAUAUCUGGAGUGAUAGGGGUACAAAUUUCGUUGGCGCGGGCAAACGGCUGCAAGAGAUGUGGAACGAGAGCAAGCUUGAGAUGCCAGAGAAUCUUAUAACUUUAUUAGCGGACGAUGGAACAAAGUGGCAUUACAACCCUCCAUUAAGUCCAAAUUUUGGCGGGUUAUGGGAGGCGGGGGUGAAGUCUAUAAAACACCAUUUAAGAAGAAUCUUGAACAUGAACUUAACCUUUGAAGAAAUGACUACCACCCUAUGUCAAAUUGAAGCAUGCCUAAAUUCUAGGCCAUUAUGUCCCAUCGACGACUCAGAUGCAGAAAAUUUGGAUGUACUUACCCCUGGACAUUUCCUCGUAGGAGAAGCUCCCAUGAACGUGCCUGACCCAGAUUUGAAGGAUGUCAAUUGGAAUCGUUUAUCGAGAUGGCAACACUCACAAAGAUUGGUGCAAAACUUUUGGCGUAAAUGGCAGACUGAGUAUUUGUCACGGUUGCAACAAAGGCCCAAGUGGUUUAAGCAAAACAAGGAAUUUCAAGUUGGCGACAUCGUUGUGCUAAAAGAAGAAAAUCUUCCACCUUGUAAAUGGGUACUGGGUCGUAUCACGGAUAAACAUCCAGGAGAAGACAAUAUAUGUCGCGUAUAUAGUAUUAGAACGGGCGGUAAAAUAAUCAAACGUUCAGUGUCAAAAAUAUGUGAACUUCCUAUAAAUGAAUAA